GAAGACGUCUUGCGACUCUUUUCGUUCUUAAUUUUAACCUUUACGCGUAAUAAUCUCACGUGUUUCGGUGUUGUGAUAAACGCACGUGUUUUUGAAACAAUUUAUUGUUUUUUUUUAAUGUUAUUAAAUCAUAGUGUUUAUCCUCUCACUGGUGAUCUAAUAUUUUUUUUGUGUAGUUGUUUUCUUUAAUGAUUACGUUCUUUGUUCGAUUUCUUUGAUUUGAAUUGUUUGGAUGUAAUUUAAUUCGUUCUUGUAAGAGAAGUUAUGAAAAAAUUUUAUUUUUUAUACUGAUUGUUCAUAAUUGCAAUAAUUUGUGAUCAAAUUAUCAUCAAUUUGAAAAAGUCAAAAAAUAAAAGGAUCCCACUGUCGCCAACGUUAUCUAUAGAAUAAAAAGAAUUUUCUCCGAGAAAGGCUGCGCCCAUUUACAUAUUAUUAGCAUAGCGGGCGAGAUAAUCGGCCCCAUUUUAUUACCGCUGGACGACCUUCGCCAUACGGACGACCAUAAUACCUCAAACUGUAUCAGAAUAUAAUCAUUUUUCAUUAGAUUUUAUUAAAAUAAUAAAUUGUAUAAGUGAAACUUUAAACAUUAAAAUGGUUAAAUGUUAAACGAUGGUUGUGCAAAGUGAGGAUUUGUUGAUUACAUCUGAUUUGGAUUUAAAAUUGGGGGGAAAGGAACCACCUCAAGUUCCGGUUAGGGGGAGAUACGUUGCUGGUCAUGUUCAAAGAAGACAACAUUCAACAACAACAACAUGGCACGCGACAACCCCUGUAUCAACAACUGUUAUUCAAAAACAACCACCUCAAUCCACCAACAACAUUCAAAGCCCGGAAAGGUUAAAAGGUACAACUCACGACCUCUUCGAAUUAUUAGAAAAAGCUCAAAGUUCAAGACUCGACGACCAAAGAUGUGUACUUCCGGCGUAUUUCAAACAGCAAACGCCAUCGUCACAAAGACUCAACGAAAAAGAAGACCGUUUAUCAAACAACAAUGUAAAAAUAUCAUCGUCAUCGAUUCCAUCAUCUCAGCCGACGCCGCCGGCUUCGCCCCAACCGGCCACGGCGUCGCGACGACUUCUCCAAGAGAUUUUAACGCGACCUGGGCCGUAUCCGAUGAUCGCAAUACCACCGAAAGGGUAUUGGAUCGAUGGCACCGAUCACGAUUGCGACUACGACAGACGGAAUAUCGUACCAAAUAGUUCAUGGAGGGCGAAAAUUGAAACUGACGAUACAGCGAAGUGUUAUAGAAGGUUCUUCGUGGGCAGGGAACACACAACAUUAAUUGGUUACGAUGAAACAUUAGGAUCGGCAUUAAUCUCCGUGAAAACGGAAAACGUAGCAAAUCAAGACCACACCAGAAUUUUAUUAAGGCUAAAAACUGGCACGAUGCACGAAAUAGUUCCGUCUUCGUGUUUAGGCUCAACCCCGAGCCCAUCAAAAAUGGCAAAACUAUUAAAUGAACAAUUAAACAUUGACAAUUUCGUUCCCGUUUUGUACCCGAAAGCGUCCCAUUUAAUAGCAAACUACGACGAGCACGUUUUAGUAACAAACUUUAAAUUCGGAGUUUUAUACCAAAAAUUUGGGCAAACGACGGAAGAAGAUUUAUUUUGUAAUAAUAUAACCACGCCGGCUUUCGACGAUUUUUUGAAUUUAUUGGGGCGACGAAUACAGCUGAAAGAUCACCGGGGUUAUCGAGGCGGUUUGGACAUUCAAAAUGGACACACCGGGGAUGAAGCUGUUUAUGAAGUGUUUAAGGAGCGCGAAAUUAUGUUUCAUGUCUCCACCAUGUUACCAUACACAGAAAGCGACCCGCAACAACUACAACGAAAACGUCAUAUUGGAAAUGAUAUUGUUGCUAUUGUUUUUCAAGAGGAAAACACUCCUUUUUCACCGGAUAUGAUUGCUUCGCAUUUUUUACAUGCUUUUAUUGUUGUUCAAGUUGUCGAUGCAAAUACGCCAAAUAAAAGAUAUAAAGUAAGCGUAACAGCUCGAGAUGACGUCCCAUUUUUUGGCCCAACUUUACCAACUCCCGCCAUAUUUCAUCACAAUUCGGAAUUUAAAGAAUUCCUCCUAACGAAAUUAAUAAACGCCGAAAAUGCUUGUUAUAAAGCUGAAAAAUUCGCUAAACUUGAAUUGAGAACGCGGACGUCGCUUCUCCAAUCUCUCACCGAUGAAUUAAAAGAGAAAACGCAAGAAUUCCUCGGAGGAAAUGGGAAUAUUCCAGUUCCGGGGACACCGAAAGGAGAUUCCGGCCCCGGAUCGAGAUUUAUCGAUACAGUUCGAAAAGCCCUUCGUGUUAAAACGAGUCAAAGCGUUGAUAAUAAUUUAUCGACAACCAAUGGACAUGAAAGACUUUCGAAAAAAUCGAGUCAAUUAACCAUUUCUGAAUCAACACCAUCUAGUGGAAGAUCACUAUCAAAAAGUUCUAUAGUUUCAAAUGGAAAGAAAAGCAGUACAUCAUCGACAGCUUCUUCGCCCGACCUAACAGCUCACGCACAUAGUCGCCCUGCAAUGUCUGAGGCUUCCGAUGAUUCCUCUUUAACUAGCGAAGAUUUAGAGCAUUUAGCUGGUGGUUACGUUGAUAGUGAUACUGGUUUAGAAAGUAUGUCUAGUGCUGAAACGGCUGCAAAAGCUUGUAGCGUAUGUCAGGAACGACCGAGUAGUUCUGCGGGCCCCCAUGAAGCACUUAUGCAGGAAGUAACCAUGUUAAAAUGCGAUAAAUUGGAGUUAUUACGACAAAAUGUGAGUUGUCAGAGAGAUAUAAAAAGGUUACGUGAAAAAGAAUUGAUGCUUCAAGGAGAUUUAGCGGCCGCAACGAAAGAAAUAAUGAGGUUACGGGAUCUAUUAAAGGAUUAUAGCCCGGGUGGAGACAUGUCUCCAAUAUAAAGCGGGCUAAAUAGUAAGCAAGACGAAUAAAAAAAGUAAUGUUACAUUAUUAUCAAAAAUUAAUAAACAAAACAACAUUUAUUAAUCAUCUCCCUUAAGUGCAAAUGUAGUUGUAUAAGUGAUAACCGGAAUAUCAUUUUCCGAUUAUAUUAUUUUGUCCCUUAAAGAAGUAAUUAUUAUUUUAAUAUUUAAAAUAAUCAAUUACGAUUAAUUCGUAAUAAAAUGUUAAAUAUGAGUCAAUUAACGUUGCACUUAACGUCGCAUUUAACGUUACAUUUAACGUUGCACUAAUGUUUAGCACGAAACGCAAUCAAUCACUUUUUUUUUGAUUUUUUAUGUCUUUUUUCUGCUUUAUUUUGUGAUAUUGUUAUUAAUAGUUAAUUUUUUUUUAUUUUGAAACAAAAUAGUAUUUUUCACUUUAUGUAUACAAAUAUAUUAACUAUUUUUUUUUUGUUUCUUAAACAAAGUAUUUUUUUAGUUUUAACUUAUAUUUAAAAAAAAAUAAUGAAAUAAAACGAAAAUGUAUGAUAAUUAAGUUUAGAUUAAGUUUAACAAAACUUUACCAAUUAUUUGAUACCAAAGGACAUUCCCCAAAAAGAGUAAAAAGAGAAACCUUAACUGACAAAAAGGCAAGUAAAUUAUUUAAACAAAAAAAUAACCUGUAUAUAAAACUAUUAUUAUUAUUAUUAAUAAUAGCGUUUAUUAUAAAUUAAUUAUUAAUCGAUUAAUUAAUUAAUAGAUUAAUUAACAUAGUAUUUAAUCGAAAAAAAACGAAUAUGUUGUUAAUUAAGUUUGUAGAGUUUGCAUUUCAUUUCAUUGAUUCGUAAUCGUUUUUGCAAAAACUAAAUUUUAAUCUCCGCGAAGCACUCUUCGCUAAAGAACUAACUUGAUGGCCUUCUAGAAGAAAGUAAAUUAAAGAAACCUUGUCUAGAUUAGUAGUAAACCUAAUAGUUGUGUAUAGUAUUUUCUAAAGUGAUAUUCCCUGUAUAAAAAAAGCGAAAACGUCUGUAUUUUAUUUAUUGCGAUAUCGUAUUAAUACCUGUAUAGUAUGUAUGUGUAACCAUCUCACCAGAAAGAAAGGAAAAAACCACCACAUCCCCACCGAUUAAUUUAAUUAUUAAUUUUGUUUCUUGAAAGUUUCAUUACUUCUCGCGUACCUAAGAUGAUUGUGUUGCAUUUUUUUUAAGUCACAUAACAAAUUUGUGUACCUUUAAAUAUUGUUUUUUUUUUUCGUCAGAAAUAAAUUAAUAUUUCACUUUAA
Molecule: messenger RNA, 4144 nt
Organism: Onthophagus taurus
Lineage: Eukaryota; Metazoa; Arthropoda; Insecta; Coleoptera; Scarabaeidae
Gene: RapGAP1
Product: Rap GTPase activating protein 1
Biological process (GO): regulation of small GTPase mediated signal transduction
Cellular component (GO): cytoplasm
Molecular function (GO): GTPase activator activity
Source: RefSeq, a predicted model, not a curated record